Fusarium odoratissimum NRRL 54006 is the source of this 1227-nucleotide messenger RNA. RefSeq lists its product as uncharacterized. The record is from RefSeq and is a predicted model, not a curated record. The coding region runs from base 1 to 1227 and encodes 408 amino acids. The transcript has 2 exons. NCBI's taxonomy places the organism in Eukaryota, Fungi, Ascomycota, Sordariomycetes, Hypocreales, Nectriaceae.
AUGGGAAUCACGCGUGUUGAAAUCGACCCUGAGGGUGAUGCUCUCAUCAUUCUUCCAGUCAAGCCUGCUUCUACUCGAUCUGAUACCCCGGACUCUCCUGCUGAGAAGCACUACCUUUGCUCCAAGAAGCAUCUAACGCUUGCCUCUCGUCGGGCAGCAAAGCUCUUCUCCAGUCAAUUUAGAGAGGCUUCAGUCCAGUCAGACGACCUUUACCACUGGAGGUUUGAAGACAUCUUUAACGCUGAGGCGUUUGAGCUCGUCUUGAAGAUCGUUCACGGCAAAACACGUGAUGUCCCCCGCAAUGUCAAGCUGGAUCUAUUGGCCGACAUUGCGACGAUCGUCGACGAUCUAGAGUGCCACGAGGCUGUGGCGUUUUUCAGCACGGACUGGCUCUUUGGGUGGCCCGUUGGAUUGCUCAGAACUGAAGAGUUGCGGGACAAGCCAUUGGCUCAGCUGAUCCUAGCAUCGUUCGUCUUCGAACACGCGUCGCUUUUCGAGACCUACACCAAAAUGGCUAUAAGACACAACAUUGAUGUCAUAUCGACAUAUGAAUUGCCAAUCCGGGCAGAUGUUUCUGUGUCAGAUAAAAUCCAAAGCACCAGAAUCGACAUUUUGCAGCGUCUUCUUGAUGGGUUGGAGAAUCUACAGACCAAGAUCCUUGCAGGCAAAGUGGGUUGCAAUGAAGCAUGCCGAGCCAUGCUACUUGGAAGUCUGUUGCAAGGGAUGAAGAACUCAGGCAUCUACCCCCGCCCGUCAUCGCCAUUCCCUAAGCUAUCCCCCGGCGCGGUUCUCGCAUCGUUGGCAAUCGUGCAGUCGCCAGCCUUUUUUGGACCGGAGAACCAAGGGCCUCUCUUCAACUACUCUGGUAGAUGGAAUCUUGAUAAUACAUCCGCGAGCUUCGUGGCUGGAGGUCUUUUCAGUCCUGCGCCUCAGAGCACUACUACUCCUCAAGACACUCACAAGCUCAGUGGCCCUCCUCAACCUCCCGGUGGUCUCUUUGGGACCCCUUUGUCUCAGAGUAGUAGCACUCCUCGGGAGAGAAGUAGUUUGUUUGGUAGCAAUGCUAGCUCCAGUGCUGUACCCAAACCCACAGUGGUCGAGAGCGAAGAACAGCCUGCGACUCUUGUUAGGCAUAACUGUCGCCUCAAGGGGCUUAUUGAGCCCUUGAUACAUACAGCCCAAGAGGAAAUCACAGGGCUAAAACUUGCAAACUUCCCUCGGCCUUAG